AACAUCUUCAUUAUCUCGUCACUGACCUGGAAGCGCCAACAUGCUCACUCAGGCAGCUUUACGGACUUUGGCUUUCAUCUGCAUUUUCCCAUUCUUGACUCACGCAGGACUAAUCUCAAGAGACUUCACCAAUCCAUCAACUUCUCUCAUGAAACGAAACUACGGCCCAAGCUACAACCCGUGGCAAUGGCCCCGAACUCUUACUGUAGCCAGCGACCCCCAACAACGCGGCAGCUGCAGCGAAUUUCCCGAAAUCCAAGUAGGAGAAACCCAUUCCUGGACCGCACCAAACAACACCAUCGAAGUAUUCUGCUGGCAAAACCACACUACCUGGACCGGCACGGACUUCCUCCGUUUAGUGGAAGAUUGUUAUAUCAAUUCCGAGUACCUGGGACCGGGAAAAUGGGAGAAAGAUUACAAUGGGUCAUUGCCGAAGAACUUUAAGGAGUUGUUGCCGUGGUGUGGACCCAUUAGGCCGUAUGAGAUCUUCGAUGGGAAUAUUUCGCAUGAGACGGACUAUAUGGAUUGGGAUGGGGAGAGGAAGGCGGGGCAGAAAUGUUUUCUUAGUCCGGAUACGGAGGACGAUUUUGUGAUGAAGGAGUGGGAGUGGACGGUUACGCAUUGCUGGGUUGAAGGGACGGAGGUGGAGGGGAAUAAGUAUGCUGACUGAUGGAAGUGACGAGUUGCAGAGCUGAGCUGACGCGAUGUAGUAAGUGGUAUCAGAAUCUGGAGACGAAUAGGAGUCCAGCAAAAUGUUAUGUUCCGGCUGCUUGGUUGGGUGAUAAAGUGAGAGGUAAGAG
This is a messenger RNA of Mollisia scopiformis, 800 nucleotides long. RefSeq lists its product as uncharacterized. The coding region runs from base 41 to 670 and encodes 209 amino acids. Lineage: Eukaryota; Fungi; Ascomycota; Leotiomycetes; Helotiales; Mollisiaceae. The transcript has a single exon. The record is from RefSeq and is a predicted model, not a curated record.